This is a messenger RNA of Schistosoma guineensis, 4466 nucleotides long. The record is from the annotation of a GenBank genome assembly. Lineage: Eukaryota; Metazoa; Platyhelminthes; Trematoda; Strigeidida; Schistosomatidae.
CACGUAAAGACUAGUUCAGUUUAUCUCAUCCGUUUUAUCCAUUUUUGUCCGUUUUCAGUGUGUUUUUUAGUGUAUUUUUUACGGUCUUAGGCUUUUGCUAGCAUCUACAACACAGUUUACGUCAAUACAGUCAUGAUAAAUUCAUGCAAACGACCUGGAUGCCGUUUUUCUGUUACAUCUUGCAUGCAGUGCGACAACUGCAAAGGUUGGUUCCACGAAGCGUGCACAGAUCUCACAGCAACUGCUUACAACAGACUCAGCAAGUCGGAUCAUAAGUGGGAAUGUGUUACGUGCAGCACGGAUGAUGCAGUCUUGCUGAGUAAUAUCAUUGUCCUACUGACAGGUCUGCAGAGCAAGUUGUCGGCAAACUUGGGAAAAGACAGUCAAAAAAUGGGUAGACAAACAAGAGAGCGCAUUGAAAACGAGAACAGGGAUGUCGACAGGUCUACCAACGACGAAGCAUGCAACAGCAUUAAUGAUGACACGCUGAAACUCAGCACCAUGAUUACGACGACGGUACUCGACUCCCUCAUCAAACUCAGGUCUCACAGCUCAAGGUCCUUGAACGCGACAGUGGUUCCCAAAAACUCUGUAGGUGAUUGGACCCAUGUCAAAAGAGCUAAAAAAGGCCAGGUGUCACAGUCUAAGUUGAACAUUCUAGCUGUUGAACGGAAGUCAACUGGUGAUCUGGUCGCACAGUCUACCCCCAAGAUUGUCUGCCCGGUCAUCAAAGAGCCAAGGAUUCAUAAACGUGCUUCGACUCCCAAACAACAAGGUGCUAAACCUGGACGCACCGGAAAAUCUGGGACGACAAUAACGGUUCGUGAUGACUCUCUCACAGUCAUGAACUGCAAAGACAACCCUGACCUUCCUCUAAGUUUGCAGGACAAAAAUGAUAGGAUGCUCUGGGGAGAAUUGAACAAGAAACUUGGACUUCCAAGAAUAGAGCCUUUGACAGUCACACGGCUCACUCGGGGAAAGGAAUCUAAGCAUCAAAAUCACCAGAUGCUACUUCGUGUAACACUUAAGAAUGCUACCGACGUAGAGGAUGUCUUACUAGCGAGUCAUUUACUGAAAUCAGAUGGGAAUGUAAGAAUACUGCCUGACACACCGUAUUCUGAGCGCAAUCUCAUCCGGAACAUCCCCAAAGAAACUCGCGAUCAGUUUUUCCGCGGGAGGAAUAUAAUCGUACAAGGUAUACCGGAAAAUACUGACCCUACUCAAUCAAAGACUGACAUCAGGGAAUGGAAAUUCACCAAACAGUCCUUGAGGCUCCAAAACAUACUGACUCAGCAUGUGACGAGACUAGCCAAGAAGGAUGGUGAUUCUAGACCCCGUCUAAUGAAGAUAACCUCCCCAUCUUUCCAUAUGGCGGCUGCAACUCUGGAAGCAUUUCGUGCCAACAGACGUCGACUGCCACCUGGAAUCCACAUGCACCCGGAUAGGCCAUACGAAGCUAGGACCAAACACAAAGGCAAGUUGGAGCUGAUCAUUCCACUUGUGGACUGUCUAGACGAUAAAAAGAACGUGUAAAGGACAGGGCCUACCACCUCGGCAAACCUCAUAUAGGUGGGCUACCUGUCCAUUCACGUAAGGCUCAUACAGACAAACAGGAAGAACCUCACGCGUUUCAAAUUGAAAGCACAAACUGCUCAUAUAUGAACGCCGCGAGUCUACCAAACAAAUUGGAUGAACUACGUGAACUUAGCAAUGCUAAUAAGGCCCAUCUGAUAGGAAUAUCUGAAACCUGGAUAUCUUCUCAGUUCUCGGACCAUGAGUUAGCAUUACCUGGGAUGUCUUUGUUCCGCAAUGACAGAAAAUCAGGAUUUGGGGGCGGAGUAGCUGUUUACAUACGUUCUUGCUUUGAGGUGCAUCAAGCUCAUAACCUCGAGUUUAACAAUCUUGAGGAAUCUACAUGUUGCUCUGUAAGAUUGUCCAGUACUUCGAGGUGUCUAGUCGGAGUCAUUUACAGGAAGCCAACUGCCGACAUCGAGUACGAUAGUCGUAUGCUGGAAGGACUAUCCCGCUCUACUCGUCUCGGUUUCACACACAUCCUGAUUCUAGGAGACUUUAAUCUCCCUAGAGUCAACUUCGCGGAACACACGUAUACUGGAGGCGAUAACUCAAUUGAAGCUCGGUUCUUCAACCUCAUCGGUGACUUGGGAUUGUACGAAAAUGUGAGGUCGGCAACUCGUUGGAGAAACAGUCAGACAUCAUCGCGCUCAGACUGUGUAUUCACAAACGAAGAAUUUCUAGUUGACAACCCUUCAAUCCUGGCUCCCCUGGGGAAAAGCGAUCAUGCCGUCAUAGCCUUUAGUUUUGUCACCAAAACUAAGCUAAGAUACCCCACUAAUAACUUGCGUUGGAAUUUUAAACGGUUGAAUAAACCAGCUCUACACGACUAUGUACAACAGGUGGUUUGGGAUGUUCACCCCCAACUCGAUGUGGACGGUCAUUGGGACUUCUUACUGCACACACUCUUACGUGCUACAAACCAUUCAGUUCCUCAAACAAUUCCCAAAAGCUGCAAGCCACCUAUAAUAAUCAAUAACCGUACCCUUCGCCUGCUAAGCUGCAAAAGGCACUGUUGGGCAGAAUACGAACAAACUGACGACGGAGCGUACAGGCUAUAUAAACAUAUCAAGAACAUAUGCACGAAGGCUAUAAGAGAAGAUAGGUUUCAGUACCAGACAAAGCUUAUGGACAAAUUUGCCUUCAAUCCUAAAAGCUUAUUACAUUAUGCAGCUCCUCUUCGUCAAGCCAAAACUGGAGUUUCCCAACUGGUAGGUCUUAACGGCCCGACCAACAACGAUCGCGACGCCGCUAACCUUCUGGCUGAACAUUACUCCCAGACAUUUCAACCGACCGACAUUAACUUUACUGAUGACAGUUUCGUUUGCAAUUCCACAGAACUUUCUAAAGUGAACCUAAGCGCUGACUUGGUGUUCCGGAAACUUCAGCACUUAAGAUUAGACACUUCUCCUGGCCCGAACAUGGUCCAUUCUGCCAUACUGAGGGAAGCAGCCUCAAUCUUGGAAACGCAGCUUAGCGUGAUGUUCUCACACUCGCUAAGUCGAGGAAAACUAUCGGAAAAUUGGAGGCUGGCUCACAUCACACCAAUUUUCAAAGGAGGUCGACGCAGAGAACCUUCAAGUUACCGACCGGUGGCUCUUCUCUUCAUACCUUCAAAACUCAUGGAGUCCUUGAUAUGCGAUGGUAUAAAUGACUAUUUACUGUCCUUACAUUUCUUCUCACCCCAACAGCAUGGUUUCAGGAAGGGUUACUCUUGUAUUACCAACCUGAUGACUGCGGUGGACAAAUGGACAAGCAUCCUUGAUCACAAGGGGAAGGUUGAUAUCAUCUACCUAGAUUUCUCAGAAGCUUUUGAUAAGGUUAACCAUACAUGUCUUAUCAAUAAGCUCAAACGAGUGGGUAUCAGACCACCUCUAAUCGAUUGGCUCACUUCAUACCUGAAAAAUCGACAUUUUAAGGUCAGGGUUAAUUUAACUUUAUCUCAGGCUAUGGAAUAUCCUAGUGGGGUCCCCUUGGGCUCAGUACUAGGACCUCUUCUCUUCUUGAUCUACAUAAGUGAUCUUCCUCAACAGGUGACGUCACACAUUACUUUUUGCCGACGACGUGAAACUUUGGAGAGAGAUACGCAACCAAGACGAUAUACAGGCACUUCAGGAGGAUCUGACUCGACUUCAAAGUUGGGCAGAUAAUAAUGGACUUACCUUUAACACUUCAAAGUGUAAAGUAGUCCAUCUGCGACAUGUUGCAGACUACAGUUAUAACUUAAGAAACUCCUCUUUAGUAAUAUCCCGAGUCGAAAAAGAUCUAAGAGUCCUGGUGCCCUACGAUUCAAAGUCUCACGCUAACUGUGACAAAAAUGCCUUCCGAGCAAACCUUGCACUGGUAACAUUGGAGCGCAUUUUUGGCCAGUUUGACGGAAGAACUUUCCAUAUAACCUUACGAAGAGCGCCUCCAUUCACUAGAGCUUUACCCAUUAGAGUAUAGACGUCCUAGAGAUGACCUCCUGAUGGCUUAUAGUAUCCUUAACACUUCUGGACAUCCUCUCAAACACCUACUUAAGCUUAGUUCCAACACUAACCUAAGAGGUAACACCCAAAAACUGGAGACACAACAUAGCAGAACGGACUUUAGACACAACUUCUACUCCUUAAGAGUUGUCAAAUGCUGGAAUUCGCUGCCGGCCGAGCUAGUUCAAGCGACUUCCCAGGAGUCCUUUAAGAGGCAACUUGAUCUAUUCUUAAGGACUAAGGAUAGUAUCACACUAUGAUUUACUAAUUUCUUUUCCUCUUUUAUUGUUAACAUACCUAGGUUCCUGCCUGGAGGAUUUGGUGAUCCCCUGCUACUACACACGGAAGCCUGUUAAGCGAAAGCUUCUUCUAUUCCGUCCACAACCAUUUAAACCAUUUGAACAUACCAAGUGUAACACCAGUAUU